AACACGUAUCAAGAUGAUCAGGGAAAAGAACGAAAAGCGGAUGGCAGAACUAGGUGACGCAUACAGAUCACCUUACUGCAACAGGGUAACCGACUUAUAUGAGCCACUUUUGGCACGUGACCAAACAAUCAUCUGUUAUCUCUUAGCUCCGGUGGGAGAUAUUGGGACAUUGAUAUACAAGUCUGACAGUGGAGUCGAAACGCUAAAAAUCAUAUUUGAAACCUUCCACCCAUCGCAAUACAUAUCAUAUGGUGGAAUGGACGCAUUUGUAGAUGUUUUAAAAUUUGAAGAGAAAAAAAGGGACAAAAAAUCAUCACCCUACAGGCUGUUCUUGCCAACUACAAUAUUGCAAGACGAAAUGUUUGAGCCAAAAAUCACAGAUAGUGAUCGAUUGAAAGUAUUCGGACCAAGCGUAGACGAUAUAUUGUGUAAGUAUCAGGUGAAGAAAGUUGACAAAGUUGAUCUCAUCUUCAUUCCAGUACUACUUUCUGAUCAUUACUGGUGCCUAUGCUUUAACAUGAAAAAUAGAGAUAUCGAGUUAAUAGAUAACUCUAGGUAUGCCUAAUCGUUUACCAAACGCUACCGUGGACGCCCCGAAAAGCUGCGGAGAGUUCUAAUACUAUACCUAAAAGGCAAAAUUGGACAAAAAGAGUGGAUAACAAAGUUGGAAAAGGCAAAAAUAAUUCGAAAGGAAAUGGAUUGGAGA
Messenger RNA from Helianthus annuus (common sunflower), 706 nucleotides. RefSeq lists its product as uncharacterized. The transcript is spliced from 4 exons. NCBI's taxonomy places the organism in Eukaryota, Viridiplantae, Streptophyta, Magnoliopsida, Asterales, Asteraceae. The record is from RefSeq and is a predicted model, not a curated record. Bases 14 to 565 code for a protein of 183 amino acids.